Hemibagrus wyckioides is the source of this 4857-nucleotide messenger RNA. RefSeq names its product ring finger protein 139 (gene rnf139). Gene Ontology annotation, molecular function: zinc ion binding; ubiquitin protein ligase activity. Bases 199 to 2220 code for a protein of 673 amino acids. The transcript has 3 exons. Gene Ontology annotation, cellular component: endomembrane system; endoplasmic reticulum. Gene Ontology annotation, biological process: ERAD pathway. The record is from RefSeq and is a predicted model, not a curated record. Lineage: Eukaryota; Metazoa; Chordata; Actinopteri; Siluriformes; Bagridae.
CCGCGGUUGAAAAGCCUCUAGUUCACUUCCGCGUUCUUUGCAUAGCAACAGGAGGUGAAACGAAGAUGGCGGACAGUGGAGACCCCCGUGUUUAGGUAAACAGCGUGUGCAGAGUCCGGGAAGUGAAAGAGCUCCGGGGGGAACGGAACGGGUUUCAUUAAGACACCCGCAGGAGCGGUGAAGUCCUCCUGCGGCGCCAUGGCCUCCAACACCGGCCGGCUGAGCCAGCAGGCCCUGGCGGUGCUGGACGUGGCGCUGCGGGUCCCCUGCAUUUUCAUCAUUGACGCCAUUUGUAACUCUCACUCUGACCCGGCGGAUUACUGGACCGGGACAGCUGGACAGGUUCUACUGCGGGUGUUUGGUAUUGCAGUGUGUAGUGUGGUGCUGGUGUUGUCCCAGAAGUCCCUGUUUAAGUUCUACAGCCUCCUCGUGGGCAUGCUGCUCGGAUCAACAGCCGUGUUGCUGAACUACUAUGCGACGUCCCACGUGGACACGUACAGAGUGACGUCCAGCUUUGUUCUCCUUCCUCGUGCCAGACCUGCACUAUGGCUGGCCAUGGUUGCUCUGCAGCUGCUUUUAUCCUCGGGCUACGUGCUGCUGCUCGGUGUCAAGUCUCCGUACUCUACCUUGAUGAUGCUGGACGUCCUGGUUCCCGUGUCGGGACUUUUCAUGGAGCUUCCGGUGGAUGUGAGACGGACGUUAGCGCUAGUUUCGGGAUUGGUGCUGGGUCUGAACACGGCCGUAUGUCUGCUGGUGCGCUUUAAGAGACUCUACUACUCGUGUCGGUACGUGUACCUGCUGGUGCGGCACAUGUACCGCAUCUACGGCUUACAGCUGCUUCUGGAGGACACGUGGAAGAGGAUUCGGGUGCCGGACGUGCUGCGGGUUUUCUGGCUCACCCGUGUAGCUGCGCAGGCUGUGGUUCUGAUCUAUGCGGUGAGGAUGGCUCAGGUGGAGGUGAGCGGAGAGGCGGAGUCCUAUGUGACGUGGGACGUGUUCUGGGAGCUGUGCAGCAGUCUGAUCAUCAGCGGCUGUGACUCCACGCUCACGGUGCUGGGCAUGAGCGCAGUCAUCUCGUCUGCGGCGCAUUACCUGGGCCUGGGCGUCCUGGUGUUCAUCGGCUCGACCGAAGAUGAGGAAGACCGGCGGCUGGGCUUCGUGGCGCCAGUGCUCUUCUUCAUCCUGGCUCUGCAGACAGGGUUAAGCGGCCUGGAGCCAGGCGAUCGUCUGGUGCGUCUGAGCAGGAAUCUGUGCUUGCUGCUGACCGCCGUGCUGCACUUCGUACACGGCAUGACAGAGCCAGUGUUGAUGGCGCUGAGCGCCUCGCACGUGCAGUCUGUGCGCCGCCACGCUCCCGCUCUCCUCGUGUCUCUGGUGCUGCUGACGCUGCCGGUGGUGUUGAGCGGCAUGCUGUGGCGGCGUUAUGUGCUCACCACCUGGCUUUUCGCUGUCACGGCGUUCUGCGUGGAGUUGUGCCUGAAGGUUUUGGUGUCACUAACAGUCUACGUGCUCUUCAUGGUGGACGGGUAUUACGGCACACUCUGGGAGAAGCUGGACGAUUACGUGUACUACGUGCGCUCGGCUGGAAACGUGGUCGAGUUCAUAUUCGGGAUCGUCAUGUUCGGGAACGGCGCCUACACCAUGGCGUUCGAGUCGGGCAGCAAAAUCCGCGCAUGUAUGAUGUGCCUGCACGCCUACUUCAACAUCUACUUGCAAGCUAAGAGCGGAUGGAGGACGUUCGUCAAGCGCCGCGCCGCCGUGCGUCGGAUCCACUCUCUCCCCGAGGUCACGGGCACCGAGCUGCACGGCGUCGAGGACGUCUGCGCUAUCUGCUACCAGGAGUUUGCAACGGCUGCUCGCGUCACGCCGUGCCACCAUUACUUUCAUGCUCUUUGCUUGCGUAAAUGGCUGUACAUCCAGGACACGUGCCCCAUGUGCCAUCAGAGAGUGUACGUUGAGGAUGACUUGCUCCAGCACGUACCUGUUUCCAACAACAACGGCCAGCCACCGGCCGCAGACGAGCAGGAGGGGUUUGAAGCAGCGCAAGGAGACGGGCCCGAAGCGAGACAGGCAGGAGGCGCAGAGGCGGAGCCUGAUGACGAGCUGCUGGAGGAUAAUGACAGUAUAGAGUACGAUGAAGACGAGUGGGGGACGCAGAGCGCUGCGAGCCCGGUGGAGGAGGACUAUAUUAACGACGACACAGACUCCAAUACAGACUGAGAGAAAUUUUAAAUUUACAAUAAUCUAAGAAAAUAUUUCAGAUCAGGGAUUUAUGAGUGAGUGCGUGAGUGUGUGCUUUUUUUGUACGUCUGUGACACUCAAAAGGGCUGAUUGGAGUUAAAGAGAACUGAAACUGAGUGCAUUCCAAAGCCAGAGGUGAAAAGUCAGAGUCUCUCUCUCUCUCUCUCUUUCUCUCAUUUUUUUAUUUUGUUUGUGAGCUGAUGAAAGGUACAGACGGAGUGUUUGCUGCUCGACCGGGAGAAAUCCUCUCGUCUCCUCUGCUUACUGCGACGAGGGGUCAAAGCUGAUGCUACUUACUGUAAUCACACAGAUUUACCUCCUAAUGGCUACUACUGGUCUCUUGUGUGACCUUGUUUUCAUUUUAUGUACGUUGUUGUACAUGUCGUAAAGAGAGAAAAAAACAAACGGGAAAAGCGCCGCGUUCCACAGCGUCUUCUCCGAGGAGCGUCUCACUUCACUCUGUGUUAAACUGCACAUUUCAGUCCAGUCGCAGCUGUUGAUGGUCUUAAUCAUGGCACUUGCUGUUGUUUUGCACUUCCACAGUAAAUCUCCUAACUCGAGCUUACCUUCUUCGUUGUCUUCGGCUUUACGCUGGAGCUAUGAGGCCGUUGUAGAGGAAAUUUAAGGAAAUAAAUCCCCAGAUUUUUACACACACAGAGCAAAUGGCAGCUUCAUUCUUAUUUUUAUUCAACACUUAUUCAGUCACUGAUGGUCUGUAUUUCCACAUCUAAGAUCUUCAUCAUCCAUGCCGCUUUCAGCUUUACAGUCGUACCUUUAACUGAGGCGGGGCAGGGAAGGGAACAAAGUCUUAAAUAUUUAAGCCUUAAAUAUAUAUUUAAGUUUUAUGUGUCAGAAAUUUGUUAGCUUAACCCCCCCCCACUUGUCAUUGUACUUCAUCUACAACAACGAUAACAAGCGAUUUGUAGACGAAAUCAUUUUGUUUUUUUUGUUUUUUUAUUUAUUUCCUCGAGCCGAAACGCUUCAGCCCCAUUUCCAGUAAGGGAACAUCCCGAACAUCCAUGCUCCCUAAGCGCAAAAAAACCUAUUCAAGAGCAGAAUUAAUAGUAAAAUAAAUUAUUUCUUGAUUAGAGGAUGUUACUGCUCUUACAAAACUGGGAAUUAAUUUCAUAGCAAAGCUAUUUUUAAUUCAUUUUAUUUUUUCUUUAAAUUUUCCAGUGUCCUCUAAGGAGAAACCUGUUAGUAUGAAGAAGUCAAAGAUAUGUCAUUGCCUUCCAGAAUAAUGUGGUGGAAGAGUAUUUAUAUGCAUAUUGUAUACACUAUAUGGAAAAAAGUUUGUGCACCCCUGACCCUCACAUACACACGUCUGUGUGCUUGUUGAACAUCUAGUGGAAAGACUUUCCUCUGGAAUGUAUCUGUGGGGAUUAGUGUUCAUUCAGCUACAAGAGCGUUAGUGAGAUCAGACACUGAUGUUGGGAUGUAGAUGAGGCUCCAGUUCCAGUUCAUGAUAAAGGUGUUCAGUGGGUUUGAGUCAGAGUCAGGGCUCUGUGCAGGACGCUCCAGUUCUUCCACGUUCAUCAACCUUCACCUCUACACCAUGUCUUCAUGGAGCUCUGUGCUUUGUGCACAGGGGCAUCGUCAUGUCUGGAACGGGGUUUAAGGAAAUUUGUAAAGCUGCAAUGAAAUUGUAUACUUUGUUGCAGCAGUUUGAAGAAGAACCACAUACAAGUGUGAUGGUUAGAGGUGCACAAACUUUUGCUCAUAUAAUAUCAAGCUACAAUAAUAAAGAAGCUACAUUUUGGAAGUGUAAAGAUUUAGUGUGUUCUAGCUGCAGUACUCUGAGCUGCUCGUGUCUCAUUUAUCCCUAAUUAUAUUGAGACUCGUUUAUCAGACUGGACGCUGGAAACUGGAAAUGAUGCCUGAACUGUUCACAGUGUGUGUUUGGAAAAAUGUUUGUACUUUGCACGGGUCAGCGAUUUUAUAUGGUAUUUAUUAACAUGGGGAAAAAAUAGAAUUAUAGGAAAAAUAAAAAAAAUUAAUGAAUGAAAAUUAAUGAAUUCGAAUUAAUGACUGAAUUUUUUUUUUUCUAAAUUUCGUACAUUUUCUAAAUUUGUUUGAGAAAUUUCAAGCUGCGAGUCUUAACCCCUUUUAAUUUUUCUUGAAUUUUUUUUUUGCCUGUAAAUUAGCCCCCCCCCCCCCCCCCCAACAAAAAAGGAUGCUGCUAAACCCCUCCUUUUCUUGAUAAAACUUACAAAGCAAAAAAAUUGUACCAGGAGGGGGCAGGGUCAGUUUGGACGAAGAGAAAGUCGUUGUAUUGCAGUUUGGCCUCACGCCCAACAGGGGGCUCUAAACACUUACAAACCUUUACGAAACGCAUAAAGUUGUAUUUAGGUGAGCCUCACAGCUCCAGUGCUAAACUAAAGAAACUUUAUCAUGCACAAAAUGUCUGAUGAAUAUGAUUAUUUUAUUUCUGUUUUUGUUUUUUAUUGCCGAACUUCCUUAAUCAAAUGAGCCACCGAAUGUUGAUUGUUGUUGUUGCCAUUAUGUCGCGGGAUCUGUGACUGCACUUAUAAAGAUCUGGACUGAGAACGCUGAUCUCGGAUCAGUUUUUUGCCUUUCUAACCAUCAGCAGUAAAUGAUGUACCGUUUUUACCACCA